AUGGGUCGCAAAAAGGGAAAGAAUACGGGUCCAGAGGAAUCGAAUCCUGAUAAAAGUCAGCAAGAUCCGCAGAAGCAACAGCAGCAAGGGGGGGCGACUCAACCCAAGGAACAACAGCAAGCGGGGCCGAGCCAACCGAAGGAACAGAAGCAACAGAAGCAGCAAAGUGGUCCGAAUCAACCCAAGGAACAACAGCAAGUGGGGCCGAGCCAACCGAAGGAACAGAAGGAACAUAAGCAACAGAAGCAGCAAGGUGGUCCGAAUCAACCGAAGGAACAAAAGCAACAGAAGCAGCAAGGUGGGCCAAAUCAACCGAAGGAACAAAAGCAACAGAAGCAGCAAGGUGGGCCGAGUCAACCGAAGGAACAGCAGCAAGGUGGCCAAAGCCAGUACCAUCAAGGACAACAGUCUCAGGGACCGUGGAACCAGCCAGGACAGCAACAACAUCAAGGUCAACGCCCUCAGGGACCGUGGAACCAGCCAGGACAACAGCCUCAGGGACCGUGGAACCAGCCAGGACAACAGCCUCAGGGACCGUGGAACCAGCCAGGACCGCAACAACAUCAAGGUCAACGCCCUCCAGGACCGUGGAACCAGCCAGGACAACAGCCUCAAGGACCGUUUAACCAGCCAGGACCGCAACAACAUCAAGGUCAACGCCCUCCAGGACCGUGGAACCAGCCAGGACAACAGCCUCAAGGGACCCCAGGACAACAGCCUCAAGGACCGUUUAACCAACCAGGACCGCAACAACAUCAAGGUCAACGCCCUCCAGGACCGUGGAACCAGCCAGGGCAACAGCCUCAGGGACCGUGGAACCAGCCAGGACAACAGCCUCCAGGACCGUGGAACCAGCCAGGACAACAGCCUCAAGGACCGUGGAACCAGCCAGGACAACAGUCUCAAGGAGCAUGGAACCAACCGGGACAACAGUCUCAGGGACCGUGGAACCAGCCAGGACAGCAGCAACAACAACAACAACAAGGGUCCCAGGGACCAUUGUCCCAAACCGGGCAGCCACAAUCUUCCCCCAGAGCACCACCAGAGAAGAAGGGAAAACCUGGUGGCGGCGAUUCUCCUGCAGGUCGCACACCCUCGGUCGCUUCGACGAAAUCUUCGUCCUCGGGUGAUGGUGUUCUUCCGUCGCUUCCGGAAGAUCUGAGCAACAUGCAAGUGAGCAAGCAAAAGGUACACCGAACGAAUCUGCGUCCGGUGCUGUACCGCAGCGGAGCGCACGGCAAGAGGGGUAAACCGGUGACGGUGGAGGUCAAUUUCUUCCGCAUGCUGAUCGACAAACUCAAGGGAAUAGCUUUCCACUAUGACGUAACGAUCGAGCCGGAUCGUCCGAAAAAAUUCUUCCGUCCAGUGUUUGCACAGUUCUGCCAAGAAACGUACCCGAACGUGCGCUUCGCCUUUGAUGGACAGAAAAGUGCCUACACUGCUCACAAGGUUGACGAUAGCCGAGCGACGGUUACGUUCCAUCCCUCGGACAGGGGUAAAGAAAUGCAGUUUAAGGUAACGGUAAAAUUGGCAGCGACAGUGGAUCUGGGAUCGUUGAGAGACUAUAUGCAGUCGAAUAUCGGAAGCAUGGAUAAACCGAUGGCCGCCAUCCAGUGCCUGGACGUGGUGCUGCGCUGCGCAUACGAGGGUAACGAUCGGUUCGUGCGGUUCAAACGUAGCGUUUACGAGGUGCCUAGAAAUCGCAUCGACCUCGGCAAAGGACACGAACUCUGGUACGGGCUGUUCCAGUCGGCCAUCCUCGGCUCCAAACCGUAUGUGAACGUGGACGUGUCGCAUAAGGCUUUCCCCUCUAGUGGUCCGCUGGUCGACAUUUUCGCCAGCUUCAACCGAGGAAACCUGGACACAAACCGCCCGCUUGAUGGUUGGUUGGUGAAGGAACUGCACGACUACGUCCGCGGUAUGGACAUUCUGUACCGCAGCCCGAAUGGCACAGAAAAACGAAUGCGAUGCAAUGGGUUGCGUGACGCUGCCAAUGCGCAACAAUUCACGCUCGACGAUGGCACCAAAUUGACCGUGGCCGAUUACUUUAGUAGAAAGUUAAACUAUAAGCUGCGCUAUCCAUCGCUGCCUGUUGUCCACGUCGGUAGUUCGGUACGCAACGUUUUCGUUCCCCCCGAGCUGUGCCAGGUUCCGCCUGGCCAGGCCCUGAACAAAACCCACCCUGACGAGUGCACGGCAAAGAUAAUAAGGUUUGCUGCAACCAGCGUGCAGGAGCGGAAGGAAAAGAUUAUGCGGUUGAGCACCAGCAUCGCGUACAACAACUCGCCCACACUGAUCGACUUCGGCGUGGGGGUGGGCAAGGAGUUUGAGAAACUGUCGGCCCGCAUCAUCGACCCACCGACGGUCGUGUACGCGGGCAAUGACCAGGUACGCCCCACUCGCGGGGUUUGGCGCGCCGAGGGCAAGAGAUUUACCGAGCCCAGUUCGACAGUUGCCAAGAAGACGCUCUGCUGGCGCAUCCUGAAUCUCGAUGGAUACACCAACGAGACCAUGGUGAAGGAGUUCGGGGAACAGAUCUACAACCACGCGCGCAAGUGCGACGUGCAACUUGAACCGUUCAGCAUGCAGACGACCUUCGUGUUGGUGCGCAACCCCCGUGACGCUGUGCGCGAUUUGUCACAGCUGCUGUCGAACAUUAAAAAGGAUCAGCCCGCCAUCACGAUCGUGAUCAUACCGUCACGCGGUGAUGUUUACGCCAAAGUAAAGCAAAAGGCUGAGCUGGCCAGCGAACGUAUCGGACUGCUGACGCAGUGUAUUAAAGAUCAAACGGUGAAGUACAAGCGCACCGAUGGCAGCACGAUCAACAACAUACUGCUGAAGAUUAAUGCCAAAACGAACGGCAGCAAUCAUCGGUUGACGCCAGAGACGCAGCCACCGUUGGCCAAAGGCAGAGUCAUGUACAUCGGGGCCGAUGUGACGCAUCCGACCGGCGACGAUAUUCCGAGUGUGGUCGGUGUGACGUCCGUGUACGAUCUGCACGGUUUCCGGUACAAUUGUAGCGUGCGGCUUCAGGGGCCGCGCGACGAAAUGAUUCGCGAUCUCGAGAACAUCGUGCACCGCCACGUUCAGUUGUACCAAAAGUACAACGGCAACCUCCCGGAACGAAUCAUGUACUACCGGGACGGUGUUUCGGAUGGGCAGUUUGCGGAAAUUCUAACGAUCGAAAUGCAGGCCAUCCACGCGGCCCUCGCGCGUAUCGGAGCGAACUUCAAACCGCCCGUCACGUUCAUCGUGGUGCAGAAGCGCCACCAUACGCGCUUCUUCCCGGUGGGCAACUGUCCAACGGAGGGCAAAAACGGCAACGUUCCACCGGGCACGGUGGUUGAUCGCGAUAUUACGGCGCCGAAUCGGUUCGAGUUUUAUCUCGUGAGCCACGCGGCCGUCCAGGGUGUGGCCAAACCGACCAAGUACGUGGUGCUGUACGACGACUCGAAGUGCGAUCCGGAUCAGCUGCAAGCGAUGACGCUCAAUCUCUGCUACAUGUUCGCGCGCUGCAAUCGAGCCGUCUCCUAUCCGGCACCGACGUACUACGCCCACCACGCCGCAUUCCGCGGUCGUGUUUACCUGAAAAAUCGCCGCAUCAACAUGAAUGACUUGGAAGCCGCCUACAGGGACAUUCAAAUUUCCGCAGAAGUCCACGAAAAGAAUCCCAUGUUUUUUGUCUAAAACGUUGUCUAUGACCUCAUUUCAAGGCAUACGAUAUUAGCCUUUUCUGCCCUUCCUCGAUGGAUGGGCCUUUACGAGAAGACUGUUCGGUGUCUGUUUGUUACUAUAAUUACCCUUAUAAGCUCAUAUACCAUCAUGUUACAAUUUUAUGCUUUUUUACAUGCACUUUUAAUGUGCAAAGUGCAUGAGCGUUACAAAAAAAUAAUUAAGGAGAAAAUGUAAAAAAAAGGAAACGAUUGGUAGAUGCACUAUUGAUGCACUCUCCCGGCCUUGAUCGUCCAUAAAUUGGUUAAGCUAAUCAGUUAGUGUACGUUCGGCUAUGCAGAUGCAUUCAGAUUACAUAAUAUUUAAUAAUCAUACAUAAAUCAUAUAUAAAUAAUCAAUAAUCAUAUAAGACCAAUAAAGGAUACA
Molecule: messenger RNA, 4098 nt
Organism: Anopheles cruzii
Lineage: Eukaryota; Metazoa; Arthropoda; Insecta; Diptera; Culicidae
Product: protein argonaute-2
Exons: 7
Coding region: 1-3687 (1228 amino acids)
Molecular function (GO): RNA binding; protein binding
Source: RefSeq, a predicted model, not a curated record